AUGGGAGGAGAUAGCAGCGCAGUGGCCGACCAACUGCAGAAUGUCAAAGAGAUUCAAGCAUCUCAAGGCGCCUUCGCUGCAAUCUGCCAUGAUGGCACCGUUGUCACCUGGGGUUCGGUCGCCUACGGCGGCAACAGCAGCGCGGUGCAAGCGCAGCUGAGCCAGGUGCAGAAGAUCCAAGCUACUGACUUUUCCUUCGCCGCCAUUCGCUUGGAUGGAUCCGUCGUGACUUGGGGUGCUGGGCAGUUUGGUGGAUUUUGCGAAGCUGACCUGCGUGAGGUACUGCACAUACAGUCUACAAGGAGCGCGUUUGCUGCCAUUCGCGCAAACGGCUCGGUCGUUACCUGGGGCGCUGCAGAAGAGGGUGGUGACAGCAGCGCAGUCCAAGAUAAGCUGCACAACGUCGUGCACGUCCAAGCAACGGGCCGCGGCUUCGCGGCCAUCCUCGCGGAUAGCUCCGUCGUGACUUGGGGUGGUGGCGAGUCAGCCUCCUACAACCAAUAUACCUGCUGCCUCAACGACUAG
Messenger RNA from Symbiodinium natans, 525 nucleotides. NCBI's taxonomy places the organism in Eukaryota, Dinophyceae, Suessiales, Symbiodiniaceae. The record is from the annotation of a GenBank genome assembly.